AUGAAGAUUCUGACAGCUGAAGAAAUCGAUGCUCAUAGAUCUCACACUCUGGCCGGCGGUAUUAAGGGUGCCGUUGCUGGGCUUCUCAUCUCCGGAGCUAUCUUUAAAUUCGCUCCUAUGAGAUAUCCAAAAUUUAACCCUAAAGCCAUGACUUACUCUGUGAAGACCGCAUUGUUCAUCACACCUCCAACUCUUUUAACGGCUAUCUGUGCCGAGGAAGCUUCGAACAAAUUCGACGAGCUUAUGUACAGCUCUGGUCCCGAAUCUUCGCAAGCCAUUGAAGAAUACCAGAGAUGGAAGAACCUACCUCUCAAGCAAAAGUUUGUAGAAGGUUUAUCCAACCACAAAUACAAGAUCAUCACUGGUCUCUGGGCCGCAUCGCUGUACGGCUCGUGGGUCAUGGUCAACAGAGACAAGAUCAUGACUACGACCCAAAAGGCGGUGCAAGCAAGAAUGUACGCUCAAUUUAUCACCGUGGCUCUGCUGCUGGCUUCGAUGGGUUUGAGUAUGUAUGAGCAAAGUCUGAACCCAAACAAGCAGAAGAGCAACGAACAGCGUCGUUGGGAUAGACUUCUGGAGGAAGCCGAGAAGGAGGAGAAGGCUGAGGCUGCAAGGAAAACCGCCACUGGUUUCGCUUCCAACCAGGAAAGAGUUAACGCCAAGAUAUACAAGUACGAUUGA
Torulaspora globosa is the source of this 681-nucleotide messenger RNA. It is a transcript of the gene RCF2, whose product is annotated as Rcf2p. The record is from RefSeq and is a predicted model, not a curated record. Lineage: Eukaryota; Fungi; Ascomycota; Saccharomycetes; Saccharomycetales; Saccharomycetaceae. Gene Ontology annotation, biological process: mitochondrial respiratory chain complex IV assembly. Gene Ontology annotation, cellular component: mitochondrial inner membrane. The coding region runs from base 1 to 681 and encodes 226 amino acids. The transcript has a single exon.